Messenger RNA from Halteromyces radiatus, 476 nucleotides. RefSeq lists its product as uncharacterized. The coding region runs from base 38 to 268 and encodes 76 amino acids. Lineage: Eukaryota; Fungi; Mucoromycota; Mucoromycetes; Mucorales; Cunninghamellaceae. The record is from RefSeq and is a predicted model, not a curated record. The transcript has a single exon.
AACUCUUUUUUUUUUCAUAUAUUUAAAAUAAAUAAUCAUGUCCACCGCUAACUUAUCUAUGCCCAUGUAUUUACUUCAAGAUGGUGAUCAUAUAUUAACUUCCACUGUGAAUUAUUUAUCAGCUGCAUGUGUAGCUCAAUAUCUUCAACAAAGUCCUACUAUCAAGGCUACUUUAACUAUGGACGGUGAUUCCAUUCGACUUCCUAUCUACGCUCUUCGAAGACGAAAUGCUGUCGUUGCCAAUCUUCCUGAUGCUCCUGUCUCUUAGUUAUCAUCAUUCUCCCUUUCAAAUACCAUUUUCAUAUAUACUCAUACAUAUAUACAAAAACUAUCUCUAAAAACAAGGCAUACAAACUUCAUAUAUAUUCAUGUAUUCAUUCAAUUAGUUUAUUUUUUUUUGAUUUUUUUUUUCUUUUCAUCUGCAUAUCAUAUUAGACAAAUAUAAAUAAAUAAAAAAAAAAAGUUAACUAUACUAG